Cricetulus griseus (Chinese hamster) is the source of this 5987-nucleotide messenger RNA. The record is from RefSeq and is a predicted model, not a curated record. NCBI's taxonomy places the organism in Eukaryota, Metazoa, Chordata, Mammalia, Rodentia, Cricetidae.
UCCAAGAAUGCCAGUGUGUAGAAGUCAGAGGACAACUUAUAAAAGUUGGUUCUCUCCUUCCACCACUUGGGUUCUGGUGAUCAAACUCAGAUUGUCAGGCUUGGCCAUCUCACCAUCCUUUCUCCCUUGCUUUCUGAGACAGGCUCUCACUGAACUUUAACUUUUGUCACAUUGUUGUUAAGCCUGAGGAUACUAGUUUUGGACAGAUGGAUGGAUGGAUGAUGGAAUGAUAGAUAGAUAGAUAGAUAGAUAGAUAGAUAGAUAGAUAGACAGAUAGAAUUAAGUUUCCAAAGAUAGGCAGAAGGUAUUCUUCUCAUCAAUUUUAGAAGGAGCUUUUCAAUAUCUGUUUAUGGAAACUCAAAGGAAUGAAUUCUAAUCCAACCAAUGGUGGCAUGAGAUGGGAAGAGCAUCCCUGGUGCCGUUGUUCUGUUUAAUGCAGGGCCUCCUGAAAUACAAGCCAGCAUGCAGGUCUGGAGAGUAACUGCUUUUGAAAUUUAGACACAGUGAUCUUACCAUAGAUGACAGGUAACACUGGAGGUUAGUUUUUGACACACAAUUACAGGUACUGGUCCAGGAAGCAGUUUUGAACUGGAACAAAGGAUCAGACAAACAAAUUUCAUUGUCAGUAGAGGAUAUGAGGAAGCUUUAGAGUAAAUUGGAUAUUUCCAUGUCCACAUGAAGAUAUAUCUGAGAGUUAUAGAAAAGCUUUUCAGCAUGGCUCUGAUAGGCUACAUCAGUAGUAAACUAAUAUCAUUGUACAUUUAUAUGAUUUCUACAACAUGAAAAGUUAGAGAUACUCUAAGCAUAUGUCUUGGGCUAUAUAAUGUAAAAUCAAGAACAUAAGCAAAGCCAAUAUAUGUGUAAAGUUCUGUCUAAGAGUAAUGAAGUAUCUGGGCAUGCAAUUACUGCUAUACUUGCAACACUUUGGAGGUGGAGGCAGGAAGACCCAGAAUUUCAAAGUUACCCUCAGCCACAUAGUUAAUUUAAAACUAACCUAUGCUACAUGAGUCCUUAUCUAAAAAUACAAACAAAAUAAUGAAAACUUAAGGGUCUGGAUCCUAGCUCAGGGGUAAAGUAGCUGUAGCAUGAGUAAGACCAUAGAAUCAAUUCCCAACAACAUAGGACAAAAAGAAGGACAAAAGUCAAAACACAUGAAAUGGGUAAAGGACACUAAUAUGCAUCUCUCCACAGCUGAUGAAAUCCUCGGCUCUGAUCCCCUCCUUCACCCUUGGUUCUUUUCUAAGAGUACCCUGGAUUUGUUUUUUUCUACCUUGCUUUCCCUACCACAUCUAAGAAUCUGUAUACUCUAUAUAAAGUUGACCUGAUUGCCUUUCUCCAAACCUUUUCCAAACCUUUCUCCAAACCUGGUUGCCUUUCUUCCUUGCAGAGGAGCAAGGUGAUUUGGGCCAUUUCCUGAAACAGUCUAUUCUUCAGUUUUUUAAUCUCUAAAAAAAUGAGAGUAGGUAUAGUUGCCACAGUUGGUAUGUCCAUAGCAUAGCUGCCUGACACUUGGGUGCUGUAAGCAUGCGUGUCUGCACACCAUACAGGCUGGGGGAUACUCUACUCAUUGUUGACAUCAGCAACAUCAUUAGUGUCAGGCUCAGACUUCUCUGUAGUCACUCCAUGGGAUUCCAUUCUGUUACUGUGCCUGUUCCUUCUUUGCUUUCUCUUCCUAGAAGGGGAAUCUGAGCUUGACACUCCAUCACAGAGUUUCUGAGAAAGUUUCAGUUCAAACUAAUAGAGCAAGUGAAGUCACAAGAGAUGGUUCAUGGUGUUCUGUUUUACAAGAGCUGUGGUAGAAUGUUGACUCUACAAAGAGAGAUCAGCAAAAUCAGAUCCCACCUUUGAGUCCUGAUACCCUCCUCAAAAAGAAAAUACUGAGCACAGACAGCCUCUGUGAAUGUAGAGAGUCUGGAGAAACCAUUGCUUUGGUGAACAAGGACUUUCAAAAUGUUCAUUUUCAAAAGGUUUUAACCCUAACCUCAAAGCAAAUGGUCAGAAUCAAAGCAGAAUCACAAAACAGCUGAAUGACACGGUUGGUUGCAUCUAUUCCACUCUUCACACAAGGCUCUUGUAAUGCUAAAUGUAGGAUUUCUCAUAGAGAGAAAUCAUACAAAGCUAAUCAGUUUAAAGCAGUUAAUCGUGAGUGACCACUUGAGCAACUCGGAAGUCAGUCUCUGGGGAAACCACCUGAGUGCACUGAAGGUGGAGGAAAGGUCUUCAGUGGCAGGUCAUAUUUCCAUAAACACUGGACAGCACACACUAGGGAGAGACCUUCUGUCACAAAUGUGACAUCCUAUCAAGGAACUCACAUAGGAGAGAAAAGCCUCAAAAUGUCCUGACUGGGAGAUGUUAUACUCGUAUAUCCCACCUGCAGUUGUGUAUUCAAGUCACACUGGGGAGAAGCCUCAUGCGUGUCCAGACUGUGGGAGACUUUUCUGUCACAAAUCCCACCUGCAGGUCCAUCAUCGAAUUCACACUGGAGAGAAACCUAUGAAUGUCAUGACUGUGGGAAGUCAUUUGAAGAUACACAGUCAAAUUCACACUGGUGAGAGGCCUUAUGUGUGUUCUGGAUGUGGGAAUGCCUUCUACCAAAAGUCAAUCCUCAGCACUCACCAGAGAGUUCACACAGGGCAGAAACCCUACAAUUGUAGGGACUGUGGGAAAGCUUCCUCUGCUAAGGCCCAACUCCAAGUCCAUGAAGGAAUUCACACAGGAGAGAAACCUAUGUACACAGAAUGUGGGAAGGCUUUUAGUGCCAGGCCAGGUUUCCAUACACAUAAGGUGACUCACACUAGGGACAGGCCUUUAGUAUGUCCCAAAUGUGGAAAGUCCUUUCUCCAGAAAUCAGAGUUGACAUCCCAUCUUCAAACUCACAUUGGGGAGGAGCCUUAUGGCUGUCAGGACUGUGGAAAGCCAUUCAGUAAAACAUCCCACCUGAAUGUCCAUCACCACAUUCACACGGCAGAGACCUUACGAGAGUUUCGAGUGUGGGAAGACCUUCUGCUGGAAAGUCUGUCAGUCUGUACCAGAAAAUCCAUACUGCAGAAAAACACCACAUAUGUAGUGAGUGUGGGAAAGCCUUUAAUCAGAAGUCAGUACUCAGAACGCAUCAGAGAAUUCACACUGGUGAGAAGACUUACAAAUGCAGUGACUGGGAAGGCCUUGACUUCUAAGAGCCAACUCCAAGAUCACCAGUGAGUUCACACAGGCAAGAAGUUGUAUGUGUGUUCUGAAUGUGGGAAGGCCUUCAGUAGCAGGUCAUCUCUGCAGAGACAUCACUUGACACACUACGGAGAGGCCGUUUGUCACAAAUGAGGACAGCCUUUCCUCUAGAAGUCACUAUUGUCACCAUCAGCAGCCACACUGGAGUGCCUUAGGAAUGCCAUUAGUGUGGGGAACUGUCCCACAAUGCACAGGUCUGAGGAAACCUGUUGCCAUCACAGCACUGUGGCUAGCUAUUUAGCGGUGCAUCCCAGCUAAAGGUGCAUGAUCAAAUCGGUUACACGUAGACGCUGCAUUUUCAUUCCAACGGCAGAUCAAAUUGCAAUAGACCCAAGCAGCUCAUAGCAGGGACAAUUCUUGCGCCAGUUCCCUGAACCCAAAAUGAUUCUAGGUGUUGUAGUAAGCUCUCCCUCAGACUUCAGGACAUUUGGGCUGAUCCUCUUCACUGACAUCCACAGAGUUGACCUGGCUGAGGUUGGAGUAGAUACCCCCAUUUGGAUUUCCUGAGCAAGAGACGUGGACCAACAAGGGCAGCUCUUCUCUCACCUUUGAGCUGUCUUGUGUUAAGAGGUGCAAAAAAAUGAGAUGGAGUCUGGAUGGGUAAUAGGAAUGCCCCCACAACCGACACACUUGUAUCCCCAGAAAUGACUACAGGAGGCCCUGUGAUGUUCUAUCCUUAGGACACAAGGUCCUUGCCAGUGCAGCCCUUUCACUUUUAUACCUAGCACCACAUGGCCCAGUCUAGUUCUUUGCAUGCAGCCUUUUCUGUUGCAGAUGCCACAGAGGAGAGACCAGUCCAAAGCUCUUCAGUGCCAUGCCACAUUUGUGAAGGCAGUAACUGCCUUGCGCAGAUGUCUAGCCAUGUCUACUCUAGCCCCUUCAAGCCCACCAGUAUUACCAGACAUGAGCAGUUCUGCUCCAGGGAACAAGUCAACAUUUACAAGUCUCUGUUGUGGUCUGUAGAGUGGGGCUAGUGUUUAGAUUGGCCUUGACUUGUCCUAUAACAACAUGUAUAGACGAGGGUGUGUCAUGCUCAGCCUUUGGUGCUAAGACUAGACCAUGUUCUCACAGCUGUAGUUCCCACACUAUUUGUAUGUUUUCUGCACUUUCUUCCCCCACCACUGAGUCCUAGGAAACCUUAGUGGUUUCCAUAUUAGUGGUCUCCUGCAUAACCUACCCUUGAUGUGCCUGUCUGUACAACCUCACUGGUUUGAUCAGAGCAGGCCUCAACUCCUCUGUUGGGCCUCUUAGGACUAGGGAUCCAGCACUGGGUACCUGAGCAUCACGUCCUCCGUGUUGCAAGGACUGUAUAUAUGCUUAUCCAAGGGAGAAAAGACAGGAUGUGAGAAGCAGGACUUUGACACCUGACCCUGCUUCCCCUGACAGCCACUAGAACCAUCUCUGCUAUGGGCAAGCCAGGCUUGUCAGUCAGCUACAGGUACUCAGCCUGUCCUAGCAUUUUCCUCAGACAGGCACCCCAGGUCCCCAACAUUGGCCCUGCAACCAAAGGGACACAUUUAUCUGGGUUAUUUUCUCCAUGGUUAUACUAACUCCAAGGAACAUCUCUUGAAAGGUGAGAUUGGUUGCAAUCUUAGUCGUGAGAACAGCUGACAUCCUGCAGAUAGAAGACAUCCCCUGCUCUCAGACUGAGGGCACAGAGCAUAGUGAGUGACUGGCACAGCCAGAAUCCAGGGUUUCUGGGAUGUGAUGAGGGCUAGUGAAGGGGAGACAUGCAGGGUCAAGAAUGCAACCAGGUGCAGUAAGCCCCUGCUGUCCUGCCCUUAGCCAGUCCCAGGACAACCUUGUAGUGCAGGUCAAUGAUGACUUACCUGCUACAAGCAUGGGUGUCUGCUAUAGUAGUUCCAUUUCAAGCUUUUUUUCCCCUGCCUGAAAGAUGAUUAUCUCCUGUGAAACUGAUAUCCAUGGAGUGAAGGUGGAAUUUGCCCUGGGUCAGUGUAAUUGUGGCCACUGAAGUCUUAUCCUAUCAAUCCUUGUAUGAAUCAGUUGCCAGAGAUAGAUACAGUACGAAAUAGAAACAUGGGAUAGAAUUAUCAGUGGGGCUCAAGGUACUGAAUGGCUGCUGUUUCUCAUAUUUUGAUGGGGAAUCAUAGAUUCCAUGUCAGAAGCCAUGUCCUGGGGAGAUUGACUCAGUCUAAAUCCCUGUUCCCAAGCUCACCUGCCUGGAACAGGCUCAUCAACAUCAUGGUGGGGGCGUCUGGGUCCUGGGCAAAGGGAGGGCACACUGUGGGGCUGGAGAUGCUGUGAGAGAGCCAGAGUCCUUGUUUACAGAAGGUAAAUCUCAGACCCACAGGUGGCAAAACAAUCUGCAGAGAGCAGAAAGGCACCUUGGAGCCAGAGGCCAGAGAGAAGUUAGAGGAGUAGAGAAUACGCUCUGCUCCUACCUCACACUUCUCUGGACAAUGGGGUCUGAAUCAGACAUUUUUCCUGAUUCACAAGCUGUUGACAGUUUUUAAAAGAUGUUCAGACUGUCUUGAGAGUCCUUUCAGGAAUCUCUGAGGGUUUACUCAGGGUUGGGAGACGGGACAAUGCAUAAGGACAUUUUAUUUGUUACACCUUGUGGAAGAUGUAGUUGAGCUCCUUCCAUUUAUUGGUCAGAGCUCACACUGUACAACAUUCUACAACACAGAGCCUCAUCACUCAGGAGUCAUCAAACCACAACUUGCAUCAACCAUCAUAAGCUUGAGAGGUGCUGCGGUGGACCCUAAAGGCUGUCACACCUGCAAGGGUGAAGGCUGUGCACC